AUGUUUGUUUCAACGUCUCAAAGUAACGAUGACGGCUUGCGGGCAUCUUACAAUAUUUCGUUGCUUAUAGCGAAAUCUGGAAAACCGCACACCAUCGGAGAAGAGUUAAUACCCACUAUUGAAGAGGUUUUACAAACUGUUUUGCACAAACCUCCAUUUGACGUACUCAAAAGAAUUCCUUUAAGUAACAACACUGUACAAAGACGUAUUGAUGAAAUGAGCUGUGAUAUAGAAAGCUUCUUGUGUAAUUAUCUGCAAACCACUCAUUUUUCUAUUCAAUUGGACGAGUCUACUUUGCCUGGUAAUGAAGCAUUAUUAUUGGCAUAUGAUCGAUUUGUUAUGGAUGAAGAAAUCCAUGAAGAGCUGCUAUUCGCAAAAUGUUUGAAGUCGGACACUAAAGGCGAAUCGAUAUUUAAUGUCCUGAGUGAUUUUUUUACAGAAAAAUCUAUUCCAUUUACAAACAUUAUUUCGAUGGCAGCAGAUGGAGCUCCUGCCAUGUUCGGGCGAUAUCGUGGGUUUAUAAGCCAUUUUAAAAGAUAUAAUACCAGGGCUAAUUACAAUUCACUGUGUCAUCCACCGACAACACCUUGUAGCGAAAAAUUUGAGAGAUAG
Argiope bruennichi is the source of this 612-nucleotide messenger RNA. RefSeq names its product zinc finger BED domain-containing protein 5-like. The transcript has a single exon. NCBI's taxonomy places the organism in Eukaryota, Metazoa, Arthropoda, Arachnida, Araneae, Araneidae. The record is from RefSeq and is a predicted model, not a curated record. Bases 1 to 612 code for a protein of 203 amino acids.